Molecule: messenger RNA, 353 nt
Organism: Amoebophrya sp. A25
Lineage: Eukaryota; Dinophyceae; Syndiniales; Amoebophryaceae
Source: the annotation of a GenBank genome assembly
GGAAACCGCAAUGAAUUUGCUAGAGGAGAAAGAACACUGAGACUUGAGAUGAAAAUAAGUACCUUUUUUUCCUUGUUUUUUCACGAUAGAAAGUUAAAGAUCGGAAGUAGAACAAUAUGCAGCACCAGAACCUGCGUGGCGGUUUGCGAGAGAAAAACGAUAGGGAUAGUCCUCCACUAUUAAGGCUUGAGAGCAGUUGACAUCUCUAUGCGCGUCUCUAUAGCUAUCUCCAGCGGGAAAGCCAUAGGUAUGCGAGCUAGAGAUGCCAACUUUCAAACUCUAACACUACGACUCGUCGACUCUAUGUACUAAUAGGACUGGAGACGGAAGCACAGAAGAAGGAUUUGAAACUG